AUUUGGUUUUGAUGUAUAGUAAAACCAGAAACGGACGUUCUAUUGACUUUGGUGGUGUUUGACGUGUUGUGACGUUUCUAGAUAUUACUCCGCGCUAAUACGCGGAUCCCCUGCUUAUUUAGCGCGGCGCUCGAAUGGAAGUCAACAGCUGAUCGCUAAGGAAUUAAACACGCUCGAGCAGCUUUGGCAAAAUGGCCAGUCUAGGACUAAAAAUUUUACGGUCAUGCCGACUUCUCCAGAAUGGCUCCAAGAUUCCCCUAUACUGCACUGCUCAGAGUCGAGCUUUCAACAUGAUAUAUGGGGACCUGAACAAAUUGACCCCAGACGUGCGACAUUAUGUGGAGGAGAAUGCCAAGCUGUGCCAGCCUGAAAAUAUUCAUGUCUGUGAUGGCUCUGAAAAGGAGAAUGAAAUGUUGCUAUACUUGCUGCAGAGGGAUGGGCUCAUCAAACGGCUACGGAAAUAUGAAAACUGCUGGCUUGCACGGACUGACCCAUCUGAUGUUGCCCGUGUGGAGAGUAAAACAUUCAUGUCCACAUAUUACCAGAGAGACUCCAUUCCUAUCCCCAAAACAGGUGUGCAGGGGCAGCUUGGGAACUGGAUUGCCCCUGAUGACCUGGACUCCGAGCUCAAUAUGAGGUUCCCAGGCUGUAUGAGAGGACGCACAAUGUUCGUGAUACCAUUCAGUAUGGGCCCUGUGGGGUCCCCCUUAUCCAAGAUUGGUGUUCAACUGACAGACUCAGCCUAUGUAGUGGUCAGCAUGAGGGUGAUGACCAGGAUGGGUGCACAAGUACUGGAUGCCCUUGGAGAUAGCGACUUUGUCAAAUGUCUUCAUUCUGUUGGGGUGCCGUUACCCACUAGCAAGGGCCUUGUGAACAACUGGCCAUGUAACCCCAAAAGAACCAUCAUCGCUCACAUUCCAGAGACCAAUGAGAUCUGCUCGUACGGCAGCGGUUACGGAGGAAACUCACUCUUGGGCAAGAAAUGUUUCUCACUGCGCUUAGGGUCCAUUAUGGCAAAGCAUGAGGGAUGGUUGGCAGAACACAUGCUGAUUUUAGGUAUAGAGAAUCCUAAAGGAGAGAAGAAGUAUGUGGCAGCAGCCUUUCCCAGUGCCUGUGGGAAAACGAACCUGGCCAUGAUGAAUCCGUCGCUGCCAGGCUACAAGAUCACCUGUGUGGGAGAUGACAUUGCCUGGAUGAGGUUUGACGAGCACGGACAGUUGAGAGCCAUCAAUCCAGAAGCUGGCUUCUUUGGAGUCGCUCCAGGCACAUCUGCUAAAACAAAUCCAAAUGCAAUGGAAACAAUCAAGAAGAACACAAUAUUCACAAAUGUGGCUGAGACCAGUGAUGGUGGGUUCUUCUGGGAGGGAUUAGAAGAAGAAAUCCCCAAAUUUGUCUCCAUCAAGUCCUGGCUGGGGGUCAGUGACUGGUCACCUGAGAGCAAGAAAAAUUCAGCUCAUCCCAACUCCAGAUUCUGUACCCCUGCUAGUCAGUGUCCAAUCAUGGAUGAUCACUGGGAGGACCCUGCUGGAGUGCCAAUCUCAGCCAUCAUUUUUGGAGGCAGGAGACCUGAAGGUGUACCUUUGGUGUACGAGUCAUUUGACUGGAAUCAUGGUGUAUUUGUGGGGGCCAGUAUGAGAUCAGAGGCCACGGCUGCUGCCGAACACAAAGGUAAAGUCAUCAUGCACGACCCGUUUGCCAUGAGGCCUUUCUUCGGUUACAAUUUUGGCCAUUAUAUGAAGCACUGGCUGUGUUUGAAGAAACGGCCUAAUGCGACCAUGCCAAAAAUCUUUCAUGUUAACUGGUUCCGCAAGAAUGAUCAGGGGAAGUUCAUUUGGCCAGGUUUUGGGGAGAAUGCUCGUGUGUUGGACUGGAUUUGUCGCAGAGUUGACGGGGAGGACAUUGCCGAGAAGAGCAUGAUCGGUUAUGUGCCCAAACCAAACUCCCUUCUCAUGGAGGGCUUGGAAGGAAGUGUCGACAUGCAAGCCCUCUUUGAUCUGCCCAAAGAGUUCUGGGAACGGGAAGUCAAGGACAUCAGGAAAUAUCUUGAGGAACAGGUGAAUGAAGACGUCCCAGAUGAGAUCUGGGAGGAGUUGGAGAAGUUGCACACGCGUGUGGAGUCAGAGAAAUUGUAGCACAGUCCAGCUGUAGAUGUUUCUAUUUAAGUGAACUUCAGUUGUUGAAAUGUCUUUGUGCCUUGACUUCCAGUGACUUGAAUCUAAGCUGGUGCUUAUAUAAUUACAUGCGCUGUUUUAGGGGUCUGGGUGCUUCAUUGUGUAAGUAAAUGCAUAAGGGACUUUUCAGAUAGGAGACUGGACUACUGGAUAUCAGCUGUGAACAGCGUGCUGAUGCAUGGGAGGGAAGCUUUGUGCAUGUAGUGCCUGUGUGUGGACCAAUGCAACUGUUGUAAUCUUUGUCUAAGUUACUACACAUAAAAUCAUCCACACAUAAAAUCAUCCACACGUAUGAUAAAUUCAUGCAAUUUAUGCUAAAAAUUACUUGCCAUUUAUCUUAUAUCCCAAGCUUUGGCAUCUUUGGGUUUGUUUGAAAAACAUACUCUUUCCAACAUUUUUGUAACUCUGGUCACUUUUUACAAAGGAUUAAUUAUAUAUUUUGCUAUAGUCAAAUCUGUAUUCCAUGUAUGUGUACAGAUCUUUCACUAUUUAUAUAUAAUGGGUCAGUGGAAAGCCUAAUGAAAUUUUUAACUAUGUGGAUAUGUCAUGAAAUGUCGUUCUUAACAGUUUUGUGAAAUCCAUUUGUCAUCACACCCUUCAUGUUUAACAACGAAACAUACUUCUCGCUCAGACAUCUACAAAUUAUAAAUUCUAAAAAUUUGCAUUAGAUCCAACAAAGAUGGCUCAUAAUCUUAGUACUAUAUAUAUGCAAAUUUUUUUAUUAGUGUUAAUAUAUUUUUAUAUUCAAAUUGAUUUUUAAGGCAUUCUUAAUACUUACAUAUGCACUUGUCGUAAUCAUUCACCUAUCCAAGUGUUGUACUCCAAUUUAAACACUGCUGUCAAGGCUGUAGGAACUAUCUACUUCAUCCUAACCGUUAACAGAUGCAUUAAAAAAAAAACCUGUAUAUAUAUAUAUGUAUAAUGUUACUAAUA
Liolophura sinensis is the source of this 3104-nucleotide messenger RNA. Its product is annotated as phosphoenolpyruvate carboxykinase, cytosolic [GTP]-like. Gene Ontology annotation, cellular component: cytosol. NCBI's taxonomy places the organism in Eukaryota, Metazoa, Mollusca, Polyplacophora, Chitonida, Chitonidae. Gene Ontology annotation, molecular function: manganese ion binding; phosphoenolpyruvate carboxykinase (GTP) activity; GTP binding. The transcript is spliced from 10 exons. Gene Ontology annotation, biological process: cellular response to glucose stimulus; gluconeogenesis; propionate catabolic process. The record is from RefSeq and is a predicted model, not a curated record. Bases 192 to 2132 code for a protein of 646 amino acids.